AUGUUCAAUAUAUUGAAUGCUUAUGAUUUACUCACAGUAAAUUACCCACUCUUCCAGUUAAAGGGAAAUAUUGACCCUUACUGUCAAUGUCAAUCAGUUUUAGUCUCUGUUCACAAUGAUCAUAAAAGAGAUUGGGAAAUGAAAUGGACUGUAUGCGAAUCAAUGUUCAAAGUAUUUGUCCCAUUAUCCAUAGGAUGUAAUACCUUGCAACUAAGGUGUGAACACCACCUCGCUGAGUUUCGAAUAGUGUAUGUGCAUAAUCGUGACUCUCCAUAUGUUGUCAGGCCUAUUUAUGUAAUAUGUUCUGAUGAUACUGGGUGGUUCCAAGCUCCUGAAGGAAUUGUUCCCACGAAAGAAAGUGCUUGUAAACGUAUUGGGCUGGGAAUUAGAUUGUUGCAAACUUUGACUGCAGAAGCUUUUCUGUCUGAACUUGGAAUGAGAUGCACUUUUUUAAUUAAGGAAGAACUCAAUCGUAAAUCAUCGCGAAAUAUUUCAGACUGGUCUUCCGAAGCCUGUUGUAAUUGUCACUACUCAAGUCUCAGUAAAACGUUUGUUAAUGGCAAUACUCCCGAAGAUGUGUGGAAGAAGUUGGCAUACGAGCUCUACGAAAAAUAUCCUCACAACUUUGAGAACACAAAAUGGGUUGCUUUUAUGGCUUGUACACGCUAUCACCCUCCCAAGAAAAUUAAUUCCGAAUUCCUGAGUUACAAUGAAAUACUUCUUCGGACAACAGCUCAUUUCGCUCUCGGAACAGGGGGUUUAGCCUUACUUGGAACGGGGACUUUACAUGCGUGGCCAGAAACGCUUAAAGAUUUGCAGGUAGUUUUGGGUAAUACAAGAAUUGUUGAUCCAACAUUGAUGGAUGACACUGCUUAUCGACACACUUACUGGGCGGCUUUUGCUACAGGAUUAGGUGCUGUUUGGCAUGAAUUAGGCCAUUGUUUCGGACUGGAACACUAUCCCCAGGGUAUAAUGUUUCGUGGUGAUGAUAUUAAUUUAUGCCUUGGAUUCCCACCUCCUGAUUCUAUUUGUCCACAUGAAUCCAAUAUGAAUGGUCAAUCUGUCCAAGCUACAGAUCGAUACGAUAGUUCGAAUCCUGAUAAUAGACACAGAAGAGACCUUUGUCAAAUUCAACCCCCUAAGUCAAUGUCCCGUGCUAUACAGUUUCAUCGCAUAGUGCAAUUUCAUCCAAUAAAGUCUCCUUUACAUCCCUCAGAUCAAACCAUAAAUAAAGAAAUGAAGUUUAAGCGAUGGGGAUUUUGUAAGUCUUUAUGGCAUCAAGGUUCUGCUUUUUGGGGAACAAAUGCGCUUUCAAAGUUACUUUCAUGUCCAUGGAUCAUCGAAACACCAACUCUAGAUAAAGACAAACUACCUGUUCAGAAAUGA
This is a messenger RNA of Schistosoma margrebowiei, 1386 nucleotides long. The record is from the annotation of a GenBank genome assembly. NCBI's taxonomy places the organism in Eukaryota, Metazoa, Platyhelminthes, Trematoda, Strigeidida, Schistosomatidae.